This is a messenger RNA of Pangasianodon hypophthalmus (striped catfish), 1244 nucleotides long. It is a transcript of the gene emp3b, whose product is annotated as epithelial membrane protein 3b. The coding region runs from base 555 to 1052 and encodes 165 amino acids. The transcript is spliced from 5 exons. The record is from RefSeq and is a predicted model, not a curated record. Lineage: Eukaryota; Metazoa; Chordata; Actinopteri; Siluriformes; Pangasiidae. Gene Ontology annotation, cellular component: plasma membrane.
AUUCAUAGCAGUGACACUGAUGUGGUAGUGUGAGUGCCGCUUGUUAGAGUGUAUCAGGCACAGCAACACUGCUGAACAGCUGCCACUGUUGGGUCCUCAGUCAUUUUAAGUAAAACUGCAAUUAAUUUGAAUUUUCAGAUUCAGAUCUGGUGUAGUUUCGAACAAAUAAACACAGUUAUUACUGUAAUUUUCCACAUGAAGGUGUUCCCCCUUCCCUGCUCAAUUUGAACAGGAUGAAAGCCGCCCCUCAGCUCUGGGUAUAAUACACAGCAGAGGAAAUCUGGUGGGCUGAAACGACGUGUGGAUGCUCUUGUGUGUCUUCGUUUAGCUGGGUGGGCCUGCUUAAAGACUGGCCUAUUUUUGUAGACAUGAGAGAGUGCAGGGAAGGGAGUGUUGUUCCUGUAAGAUAGGAAGCAGCCACCAAGUCCAAAGCAAAUAUAAAGGGCGGAGUGAAAGGAAGACAGUAGUGGAAGAGUAAAAGUGGACUCGGUGGACAUCCCCCUUGAAGCUGGUGAAACAUCUUGUUGAGUGUAAUCAUUGUAGAGUGAGGGACCAUGGCCAUCCUGCUGAUUUUUAUCACACUGCUACAUCUCUUCACACUGGCAGUUGUGUUCGUUGCCACUAUGGAAAAGUCCUGGUGGGUGUGGAGCAGCACUGAGAGGUCAGACCUCUGGUACGACUGCAGGUUAGACAAUGAAACCGAGACGUGGUUUUGUGUGUCUUCGAACGAGACAGAGUGGCUUCAAGCUGUCCAAGUCCUGAUGGUCUUGUCUGCUGUCUUUUGCUCUGUCUCAUUUCUCGUUUUCCUCGGUCAGCUCUUUAUUAUGUCAAAAGGAGGCCUCUUCUACCUUACAGGAGUCUGCCAAGCAUUCGCAGGUCUCACAACCUUUACUGCAGUACUCAUCUACACAUUACACAACAAAGAAAUCCUUCAGGACGCCAGAAAUUUGAGCUCAGGACACUUUGGUUACUGCUUUAUUUUGGCAUGGGUGUGUGUGCCUUUGCUAAUGUGGAGUGGAAUCAUGUACAUAUAUUUACGCAAACGGAAGUAGCGUCACGUUUGCUCCUGAUUAAGUAUAAAACAGCCACAGUAAUAUGUAUAUAUAAAUUUGAUCACUUUUAUAUUGUAACAAAAGACAAACUUGAUAUUCUUUCUUAUUUUGUAGGAUAAUGUUCUGUACCACAAUAUCUUUUUAACUAUAUACAUGCCAAGUAUUUUUAUGAAUAAAACCUGAUUAAAACAA